Molecule: messenger RNA, 7558 nt
Organism: Hipposideros armiger (great roundleaf bat)
Lineage: Eukaryota; Metazoa; Chordata; Mammalia; Chiroptera; Hipposideridae
Gene: SNED1
Product: sushi, nidogen and EGF like domains 1
Exons: 29
Coding region: 1-3600 (1199 amino acids)
Biological process (GO): Notch signaling pathway; cell-matrix adhesion
Molecular function (GO): Notch binding; calcium ion binding
Source: RefSeq, a predicted model, not a curated record
AUGGCGCUUGAGCAGGCAGCGGUGACCAGCCUGAAGCAGCAGCUGGACCAGGAAGCACAGCAGCGACAGGACAUCCACCUCCGGGCAGGCCUUCUGGGCCAGGAAGUGAACAACAACGGGAUCAUCUCCUUCCUGAAGGAGGUUUCUCAGUUCACCCCGGUGGCCUUCCCCAUUGCCAAGGACCGCUGUGUGGUGGCGGCCUUCUGGGCAGACGUGGACAACCGGCGUGCAGGUAACGUGUUCUACCGGGAGACCGCUGACCCGGCCACGCUGCGCAGAGCCACAGGGGACAUCAGGCGCUACUUCCCCGAGCUCCCGGGCUUCACCGCCACCUGGGUUUUCAUCGCCACCUGGUACCGUGUGACCUUCUUUGGAGGCAGCUCCUCCUCCCCCGUCAACACGUUCCAGACUGUCCUCAUCACCGAUGGCAAGCUCUCGUUCACCAUCUUCAACUACGAGUCCAUCACGUGGACCACGGGCACGCACGCCAGCAGCGGAGGCAACGCCACUGGCCUGGGGGGCAUCGCGGCCCAGGCCGGCUUCAACGCGGGGGAUGGGCGGCGUUACUUCAGCAUCCCCGGCUCACGCACAGCGGACAUGGCAGAGGUGGAGACCACCACCAACGUGGGCGUGCCCGGCCGCUGGGCGUUCAGAAUCGAUGAUGCCCAGGUGCGCGUGGGGGGCUGCGCCCAUACAACCUCCGUGUGCCUGGCCCUGCGCCCGUGCCUCAAUGGCGGCAAGUGCAUCGACGACUGCGUCACGGGCAACCCCUCCUACACCUGCUCCUGCCUCUCGGGCUUCACAGGGAGGAGGUGCCACCUGGAUGUGAACGAGUGUGCUUCUCACCCGUGUCAGAACGGCGGGGCCUGCACAAACGGCAUCAACAGCUUCAGCUGCCAGUGCCCGGAUGGCUUCGGGGGACCCACCUGUGAGACAGCAAAAUCUCCAUGUGACGCCACAGAGUGUGCGAAUGGCGGCCAAUGCCAGGCAGACAGCGGCUCCGCGGUGUGCGUGUGCCAGGCGGGCUACACGGGCAUCGCCUGCGAGACGGACGUAGACGAAUGCGGCUCUGACCCGUGUCUUAACGGAGGCUCGUGUGUGGAUCUCGUGGGGAACUUCACCUGCCUGUGCGCAGAACCCUUCGAGGGACCACGCUGCGAGACAGGAAGCCAACCAGUGCCCGACGCCUGCCUGUCGGCCCCUUGCCAGAACGGGGGCACCUGUGUGGACGCGGAUCAGGGCUACGUGUGCGAGUGCCCGGAAGGCUUCAUGGGCCUCGACUGCAGGGAGAGAACCCCCAAGGACGACUGUGAGUGUCACAACGGAGGUAGAUGCCUGGGAGCCAACGCCACCCUCUGCCAGUGCCCCCCAGGCUUCUUUGGGUUCCUCUGCGAAUUUGAAGUCACGGCCACGCCCUGCAACGUGAACACGCAGUGCCCGGACGGGGGCUACUGCAUGGAGUACGGGGGGAGCUACCUGUGCGUCUGCCACACCCACCACAACGUCAGUCACUCACUGCCGUCGCCCUGCGACUCGGACCCCUGCUUCAACGGAGGCUCUUGUGACGCCCACGACGACUCCUACACUUGCGAGUGCCCCCGGGGGUUCCACGGCAGGCACUGCGAGAAAGCCCGGCCACGCCUGUGCAGCUCGGGGCCCUGCCGGAAUGGGGGCACGUGCAAGGAGGCGGGCGGCGAGUACCACUGCAGCUGCCCCUACCGCUUCACCGGGAGGCACUGCGAGAUCGGGAAGCCCGACUCGUGUGCCUCAGGCCCCUGUCACAACGGAGGCACCUGCUUCCACUACAUUGGCAAAUACAAAUGUGACUGUCCCCCAGGCUUCUCCGGGCGGCACUGUGAGAUAGCCCCCUCCCCCUGCUUCCGGAGCCCCUGUGUGAAUGGGGGUACCUGUGAGGACCUGGGCACAGAUUUCUUCUGCCGCUGUCAGGCAGGGUACACGGGACGCCGGUGCCAGGCGGAGGUGGACUGCGGCCCCCCUGAGGAGGUGAAGCAUGCAACACUGCGCUUCAAUGGCACUCGGUGGGGCUCCGUGGCCCUGUACUUGUGUGACCGAGGCUACAGCCUGAGUGUCCCCAACUCCGUCCGGGUCUGCCAGCCACAGGGUGUCUGGAGCGAGCCUCCCCAGUGCCACGAAAUUGACGAGUGCCGAUCCCAGCCGUGCCUGCAUGGGGGCUCCUGCCAGGACCAAGUCGCCGGCUACCAGUGCGUCUGCAGCCCAGGGCAUGAAGGAGCCCACUGUGAACUGGAGACAGACGAGUGCCAGGCGCAGCCCUGCAGAAAUGGAGGUUCCUGCAAGGACCUCCCGGGGGCCUUUGUCUGCCAGUGCCCCGCGGGCUUUGCUGGAGUCCACUGUGAGACAGAGGUGGACGCCUGCCACUCCAGCCCCUGCCAGCACGGAGGCCGGUGUGAGAACGGCGGCGGGGCCUACCUGUGCGUCUGCCCAGAGGGCUUCUUCGGCUACCACUGUGAGACAGUGAGUGACCCCUGCUUCUCCAGCCCCUGUGGGAGCCGCGGCUACUGCCUGGCCAGCAAUGGCUCCCACAGCUGCACCUGCAAAGUGGGCUACACGGGCAAGGACUGCGCCAAAGAGCUCUUCCCACCAACGGCCCUCAAGGUGGAGCGAGUGGAGGAGAGUGGGGUGUCCAUUUCCUGGCGCCCACCCGAAGGCCAGGCCGCCAGGCAGGUGGUGGACGGCUACGCAGUCACCUACGCCUCCUCUGACGGCUCGGCCCGCCGGACCGACUUCGUGGAGAGCAGCCGCUCCUCGCACCAGCUCCGGGCCCUGGCGGCUGGCAGGGCCUACAACAUCUCCGUCUUCUCGGUCAAGCGUAAUGCCAACAACAAGAAUGACAUCAGCAGGCCAGUGGCGCUGCUCACCCGCACCCGUGAGUACACGAUCUGGGUGACCGCCCUCAGUGGGCUUGGGGGACAGGAACGCCCCACCGAGAGCCUGGCCUCGGCACCGCUGCACGUGUGGACCCGGCCGCUGCCACCAGCAAAUCUGACCGCUGCCCGCGUCACGGCAACCUCUGCCCACGUGGUCUGGGAUGCCCCCACUCCAGGCACCUCGCUGGAGGCGUACGUCAUCAACGUGACCACCAGCCAGAGCACCAAGAGCCGCUACGUCCCCAACGGGAGGCUGGUGUCCUACACGGUGAGGGACCUGGUGCCCGGGCGGCGGUACCAGCUCUCAGUGACGGCCGUGCAGAGCACCGCGGGCGACCAGCUGCAUAGCGAGCCCGCUCACCUGUAUAUCAUCACCUGUAAGUGCAGGGCGGGCAUGAGAACACAGCCACACUGUCCCCGGGAUGGCAGGCGGGCAACGGGAGCCCCGUCAGCAGGCAGCCACGGCCCCUCCCUUUGUGCCGCAGCCUGUAAGAAGGUGCCCCAGCCCUGCACGCGGCUGUUCUCGGAGACCAAGUCCUUGCCGGUCUGGGAAGGCGGCGUCUGCCAUCACGUGUAUAAACGAGUCUACAAACUGCACCAAGACGUCUGCUUCAGAGAAAGCUGUGAGAGCACCAGUGUCAAGAAAACCCCGCACAGGAAACAAAGUGACAGUCCAACUCUGAAGACAUCUUAAGGAUUCGGGACGUUCUUGUGACACUCCACCAACCUCACAAGUUUCUAGAGCCCAGGAAGACGAGGUCUAAAAUUGGAUUGAAAAGGACACCUUGGGGGACAAGGUCCUGGCUGAAGCCUGUCCCCUCCACGGCUUCUCCUCUGGCCUCUAGCAGACACACGGCCAGGCCAGGGACAACCCCUGGGGCCACCAUCUCUGCAUCUUGCGCUGCACCUCCCAGCCCGUGCUAUAACCCAGGCCGCGUGUCCCCAAGGGGCAGCCUGUGCCGUGGUCAGUGAGCCACACAGCAUGCGCAUCAGCCCUGGGGGAGCGAGACUGGCUGCCAGGAGCUUCUGCAAUGUCCAGAAACCAGUUCUAGAUUCCAAAGCCAGAGAGAGGACCACCCCACACACACACCUUUUGAGACCUGACAUCUAGAGGAGCAGCAGCAGCUGCCCACAGCUUCCAAAGCAGAGGGCGGGCUGGGCUAGUGGACAGGGGCGGGGCUGGGGCAGGGCUGGGGGGAGGAGAGCUGAGGGCAGGGGUGGGGUGGGGGGGAGGCAACACAAAGGAAAGCGAGUGGUCUGCUUCUGUGGCUUCUGCCAGCAGGUGAUUCACGCAGAUGCCUUGCAGGCUAGUGCUCACCAUACAGACCAAUGAUUGUGUAAGAGAAAAUGGUAAUUAGUGCUAAGAUGGCGUUUACACACUUAGCCUACAACUUCUGCUGUAAAGGGUCAGGCAGUAAAUACAGAGGGUGUCCCAAAAAUGUACACAUUUUAAGAAAGGAAAAAACUGUAUUAAAAUUGUACUACUCAAUAUGUACUGACAACAAAAGUUGAAUACAAGUCAGGUGUAUACAUUUUUUGGCACCCCCAAUAUUUUUGACUUUGUGGACCACAAGGUCCCUGUGGCCACUACUCAGCUUUGGGUCACAGUGCAAACAGCCAUCAACGCAUGCCUUGACGGGUAUGGCCGUGAUCCAAUAAAACUUUAUUUACAAAAACGGGGGCCACGUCCCAUGGCCAUCCCUGGCUAACCCCCACUCAGGCUUUAGCCUUAUGCAGAAAGCCAUCCCCGAUGACAUGUCACACCUGGGCACCAAAGACUCCCGUGUCACAGAGGUGCUACCCAGACCCUGCUGGAAGCCAUCCCCGAUGACACGUCACACCAGGGCACCGAAGACCCCAGGGUGUCCAGAGGCGCUAAACUGACCCCGCUGGAAGGUACCGAGCUGGCAGCAAGGGCUCCUCCUUACAGCUCUGGGUACUGAAGACGGGCAGUGGGCUGGCUAAGCCAGAUCAUGUGUGAGAUCCCUGUCCGCCACUCACUGUGGCCUGCCAGGGGUCCCCGCAUAUCCUCACAAAGCAUCGCCAGCUGCAGAGUGCUGUGUCACCUCACCUGCAGAGUGCUGUGUCACCUCACCGUGACCCCUGCAGUCAGCUCACUCCCACCAGCUCUCUUUUCCCUGAGGAGCUCAGAACAAAAGAGACCAGCCGUCUUCACCCGUGUGGAGGUCACAGUCAGUGACCCUGCUGGGACACAAGCCCCUGUGCUCUCCCACAGACUCUGCCCCAAGUCAGCUUUACACCACCGGAAAUGCCCCUCCUUUCAUCUUUCAUAAAAACAUUUUUGAAGAGUUAGAGUAUACUUUAAACUUUUUAUUCUUAUUAAACUUGUGUGUGCCUACGUCUGUGUAUUAUGCAAUUUGUCAUUUUCAGAAAGGAGGAACCAUCAUUUCUUUAAGUGUCUACUGGAUUCCAGAAUGUCCGGUCUCCAGGGCCCACCUGUGUGAACCAGAAAACCACGCACACAAACAUGUACUGCUGACCGCUGCUGCGGCACUGGGACCUGUCACCGCGUCUGUGUAAGCUACGGCAUCUCUAGCAAAUGGCAUGACCAAGUGACGUCACUGAAUGUAGCUGAGACUCUCCGACCUCAAGCCCCUUGGCCACGAAGCCAGGCUACUGCGCUCCAGGUUCUCACUCUGCAGCACUCGUUUCUCCAGGACACUUGCCAGAGCUUGGCGCUAUGCUGCCGUCCAAUUAACCCACUUGUAUGCUUUACAGACUGAGUAUCUACAAUAGUAAAGACUUCCUGAUGCUAAAGGAAUUACCAUUCAUCCUGGAACAUUCGAAAUGAGCCACUGCCUUCAUCACAUGGCUCCUUCCUAAAACUCUAAUAUUAGUCGUCCUUGAAAACACUCCAAGUCCACUCAUGGAAAUCAGUAAUCACGGAAUCAAAUAAGCAUUUAUUUGUGUCAGGAGGAGAGGAGGGAACCACAAGUCGCUGCACUCACCAUCUGCUGACCAAACUUGGAAGAACUCGCCAUCUAAUCAAGUGUUCAUCUAAUCAGUGGGCAUCUAACCAGGUGCCCACUCAGCCCGCCUGGGCACGAGGACAACAGUCCAGGUCUGGGGAGUGUCGGGCACUUAGAUGCCACAAAAUGCAAGAAAGUGAAAACACUGGCACAGAGUGAAAUGUCUUCAUUUUCAAGUAAUUUUGUCCAUGGCCAAGAAAGACAAUGAAGACCACAUGUCCCUUUUCCUCUGCUGCACCUGGGCUGUCACAGGCGAAUGAGGAAAUGCACGCUGCCCCGACUGCCUCCCACCUGCGAACCCAGCAGGCAGGGCCCACCCGGUGCCAGCCACCCCAGCACCUUCCCAUAGAUGGAACUGCUCCUGCUGUCAAGCCACAGCCACGUGUGGAGGGAGUCACUGAGCCUUUUCUUUUGCAAAAAAUGUCCUUCUCUUUGCGGCCAUGCUCAAACAUGAGACUGGAGAAAAAAGCAUGAAUUCUUUUGAUUCAGCACCGAAUCCUCCAGUAAAAUACAGCUGAAACCCAUCGACAGCACUCCAGGACACGGAGGAAGAGACUCUUAAAAAACCUGCGACUUACUGGUCUUUUAAAUCAAAUACGAUAAAUGCGGGGCAUUUGAAUCUGAAGUUCUCACAAAACGACAGUCAUGUGUUGCCAGGCCCGGCCUCACAGCAGUUUGCCUCAGCCCUGUUGACAUCUGGAGCUUGGUCAUGUGUUGUGGGACUGUCCCAUGCACUGCAGGGCAUUUAACAGACCUGGCCUCACCCACCAGAUCCCAAGUGCACCCUCUCCUGGUCCUGACAACCAGAAGAGUCCCAGAUGUUCCCUGGGACCCAGAUUAUCCCCAGGUGAGAAUGGCUGCCUGACACAAUUCUUAUGUGGUCUACAAACAGAAGGCCAAGAGCUAGGAGUCUCACGUAGUUGUUAAAAUGCUGCCAAGGCCUGAAUUUUAGUCACAUCACCAAACAUGUUUUCUGCAGCACUGGUCCUGUGCCAGUUCCCCCAAGGAAGGGGUGCCCAGAAUGUCCUAGGUCGCACCAACCCUCCCUCUGUUACAGAGCUCAUGCCAUUAGGGCUGGGCCUCUACCUCAGAGGUGACCCUGGCUUACAUCAAACUCCAUUCCCUGACCCCAACGCUUCCAGGCACUCCGAAGACCCACUGGGCUCCCCAAGGGGACAUCCUCCCCUCUGGUGUCAUAGAGAGCUCCCUGGGAUGACCCAAGACCAGCCCCCCACCCCAGGCCCCGCCAUGCCCAACCCUGGGCAAGUGCUCUGUCCUCCGGUCUCAGACACCCCUCUGUGACGUGAGCAGAAGGGUCGGCGAGGACAGCUCCACGGCCCCUCUGUGCUGGCAUUCUAUGGCUUCCAGAGACUGCAGGCCUGGCUGUGACCCACUGGCCACAAGCUGGCACAACAGCAAACUUCCCAGGGGCCAGAGCCAGGCCUGUUUCUCACAGAGACAGAGAAAACUGCCCCAGCAUGUCGCCGGCACGAAGAAGCUAUGCAGAAUGAAGCCAUGUGUCACUAACCCACUUCCUUCUACUCUGCUGUACACUGAAUGCAAUUAUGAAGCAAUAUUUUUUAAUUAAAAACAUGAGUAUUUGUGUGGAAAACCUGCUAUUUGUUUUCAUAAAAUAAAGUGCUGUGAUGUACUAAAACCUCA